Onychomys torridus (southern grasshopper mouse) is the source of this 336-nucleotide messenger RNA. RefSeq names its product putative KRAB domain-containing protein ZNF788. The annotation marks the transcript as partial. The record is from RefSeq and is a predicted model, not a curated record. The transcript is spliced from 4 exons. Lineage: Eukaryota; Metazoa; Chordata; Mammalia; Rodentia; Cricetidae. Gene Ontology annotation, biological process: regulation of DNA-templated transcription.
AUGGCCAAGCUGGAAAACCACAAUAUGAAUGCAGUGACCUACAAUGAUGUGCAUGUCGACAUCACUGAGGAAGAGUGGGCAUUAAUGGAUCCUUCACAGAAGAAUCUCUACAAAGAUGUGAUGCUGGAGACCUACAUGAACCUCAUUGCUGUAGGCAUAAAAGAAGUGAUACUACAGAGAAAUCACAUGAAUAUACUGAGUUUGGUAAAGACUUUGAAUGUCAUAGUCAUCCUCAAAGGCAUGAAAGAACACAUACUGGAGAGAAACCCUAUGAAUGUAAACAAUGUGGUAAAACCUUUGCACAGCCUGGUCAUCUUCAAGUACAUAAAAGAACAC